Molecule: messenger RNA, 4088 nt
Organism: Oryza sativa Japonica Group (Japanese rice)
Lineage: Eukaryota; Viridiplantae; Streptophyta; Magnoliopsida; Poales; Poaceae
Product: probable glutamate carboxypeptidase LAMP1
Molecular function (GO): carboxypeptidase activity
Source: RefSeq, a predicted model, not a curated record
ACUUUAAGCAUAAUUUAUAUCUAUACGUUUACAUAAAUUUUUUUAAUAAAACAAAUGGUCAAACAUAUAUUCAAAAGUCAACGGCGCCAUCUAUUAAAAAACAGAGGGAGUAUAUUAAAAACAUGGUUUGCAUUUCAACGUGUCAUAAUCCGUAACUUCGUUUAUUAGAGAGACAAUCCGUAACUUCGUUUAUUAGAGAGACAAGUACUACUUUUCGCUCGCGGAGUUGGAACGUUGCUCACGAGCUAAUAUUUUUUAGAGGAAAAACUCGUGGGCAUCAACAAAAGUGAGCUGAUGGCUGACGCUCAUAAUCAGCCUUGAUAUUUUUCCACACUUAUUAUAAGCGUUUAAUUAUUGAAGCCGAACGAAGCAUUGCGCGGCAACUUGCAAGUUGCAACGUGUGCGAGCACCGCGCGCUGCGGUGCGAUGCGAACGACCCAAUUAAAUCGAGACGAUACAACCUCUUGGGCUCUUGGCGCUGACAAAGUGACGUUGCUUGCAACCGCAAACUACGACGCCUCUCCAAACUCCACCCAAGCCACUGCGCCCAUCACCCAUGUCUCGCCACGGCAAGCCACAGCAGCGGCAGCCGCUGAUCCUCCCCGAUGCUGCGCCCAUGGGAGGCGGCGACGGCGGGCGCGGUGAUGCGGCCACGAGGAGGCGCAGGUUCGUCGCCUUCCUGGCCAUCUCCGUGGCCCUGGUCGCCUCCUACCACCACCUCGCGCCGGCCCCCGCGUCGCGCUACCACGCGCUCUUCCUCUCACUCGGCAACAACGACACCGCCGCCGCGCACCUCCGCGCGCUCACCCUCCGGCCCCACGUCGCCGGGACGGAGGCCAACGCCGUCGCCGCCGAGUACGUCCGCGCCGCGCUCUCCUCCUUCUCAUUCCCCACCCGCGUCACGCCCUACUCCGUGCUGCUCUCCUACCCCAUCCACCGCUCCCUCUCCCUCUCCGUGCCUGGCCGCGCGGCCGCCUUCAAUUUCGCUCUGGUCCAGGAGACCUACCCCGGGGACCCCUACUCCGAGGCGGCGGCGGAGGUCAUCCCCACGUACUUCGCCUACUCCGCCUCCGGCUCCGUCGCCGCCGAGGUCGUGUACGCCAACUACGGCAACACCAAGGACUACGAGUACCUCGCCUCCCGCGGCGUGGACGUCGCCGGGAAGGUCGCGCUCGUGCGCUACGGAAACCUGCACUGCGAGGACAUGGUGCGGAACGCCCGUGCCGCGGGCGCCGCCGCCGCGAUCGUCUACACCGACGCCAAGGACUUUGGCGGCGCAGGAGCGAAGGGGAAGCGGAAGUGGUUCCCCGACGCGCGCUGGCUGCCGCCGACCGGCGUGCAGGUGGGGACCCUGUACUACGGGAACGGCGACCCGACCACGCCGCUGUGGCCGUCCUGCGCAGCCGGGGAGGACUGCGAGCGGCUGAGCCAGGGGGAGCUCGACGGGAGCGCCGCGAUGCCCAGCAUCCCAGCGCUGCCGGUGUCGGCGAGGGACGGGGAGACGAUCCUCAAGGCGAUGGGCGGCGACGCGGCGCCGACGGAGUGGCAGGGCGGCGAGGGCGCGCCCAUGUACCGCCUCGGACCCGGUCCUGCUGUGCUGAAUCUCACGUACAUUGGAAAUGACACCUUAGCAACCAUCGAAAAUGUCUUUGCCGUGAUCGAGGGAAAAGAAGAGCCUGAUAGAUAUGUGAUCAUAGGGAACCAUCGUGAUGCCUGGACAUUCGGAGCAGUUGAUCCCAACAGUGGAACAGCAGCUAUGCUCGAGAUCGCAGAAAGGCUGUCCAAGCUUGAGAAGAAGGGAUGGAGGCCUAGACGAACAAUCAUUGUGUGUAGUUGGGAUGCAGAAGAGUUUGCUCUGAUAGGGUCUACUGAAUGGGUCGAGGACAACAUGGAUAUGCUGGCUUCAAGAGCUAUUGCUUAUUUGAAUGUGGAUAUAACAGUGUUUGGCCCUGGAGGUUUUAGGCCCCGGGCAACCCCUCAACUUGAUCAGUUGAUCAAAGAAGCAAGUAAAAUGGUGCAAGAUCCUGAUGAUCCAUCGCAGACAUUGUAUGACACUAUGAUUCGCCACCAUCCUCCGAUUGAUAGAGUGGCUGGAGCAGGAACAGAUUUUGCAGCUUUUCUACAAUAUAUUGGAGUACCUUCACUUGACAUGUCUUACGGAACAAUGGAAGAUUACCCUGUUUACCACUCACUGUACGAUGAUUAUGUUUGGAUGGAGAGAUUCGGAGAUCCGUUGUUUCACAGACAUGUUGCAUUGGCAAGUGUAUGGGGUCUGAUUGCUUUGAGGCUUGCAGAUGAUGAGAUCUUACCCCUCAAUUAUGUCUCUUACGCAUCAGAACUGGAGAAAUGCACAAAACUUGUGGAAGGUGGGUGUACAGGAUGUCCUGUCAGUUUCGCUCCUUUACACAAGUCAAUUGACCAGCUUAGAAAAGCAGCCAACAAAAUUCACAAAGAAAAGAUGAUGCUACAAGCAGAAAACUGGAGCCUAAAAACGAGAGCGUACACAGUAAAAGUCAGAGAUAUCAACGACCGGUUAAUGAUGGCGGAGCGAGGCUUCAUCAACCGGGAAGGGCUCGACGGUAGGCCGUGGUACAAACAUAUGAUAUACGCAUCGUCUGACCAAGACGACUGGGGCACCAAGGCAUUCCCUGGUAUCGUGUCGGCCAUCGACAAGGCAAAUAAGCUCAACACAACCGAAUCUUGGCAGCUCCUGCAGCAUGAAAUUUACAGGGCUGCAAGGGCUGUGUCCAAGGCUUCAGCUGUCCUUGAUGGUAGACUAACAUGAGAGUACAUAAAUUAAGAUCACUACACGAUUCCAUUUUGUGCAGUUUAAAGUACCAGAUACCAGCUCUACACGUAGUUUUGUGCAGUUUAAAGUACCAGAUACCAGCUCUACACGUAGUUACGAUGAUAUGAUAUAGUUACACAAGUACCUGUGAAGAUACUGAAGAACUAUCCUCAGUUAGUAUCAUAAUUAUUGAUGUUAAUGAAUUGUGGAGAUCUUUUACGGUGCUUGAGAGGUAUCCCAGGGACCUCCUAAACUAAUUAAUAUCCACCAUUGAUUCCUAAAGGGUAAUUUAGGAUUAUGAAAUAAUAUUAACAAGGGUAGCUUAGUAAUUGUCCAAUCCCCAUCCGCUGGCUGACGUUGUCGUUUCAAUGAGAUUGUUUUUUUUCACGAUAUUAGCGUGACCUCAAUCUCUCUAUGUCUAACCCUAACUUUAAAUCCCAAGUGAAAGAACGGACCAGGAGCAGGGGCAGCACGCAAGGUGGCUGCGAUCGGCAGGCACGUACGGUUGCGUUCGGCAGCGACGACCGGCGGGCAUGUACGAUGGUUGCGACCGACGGCUGGAUGCUGGCUGCUGCUGAUGGUUCCUAAAUGCUGAAGCAUUAUUUCAUUUUUGUUAAGCAUUGAUUGGCUCGAAAGCUGUUGAAUGGAAUUGAAAAGUUUGGUCAUUGAUUUCUUGCGAAAUUGAUGCAUCUAAUUGCUAUCCUGAUCGAACAAGAUAUUCUGUGGUUAAUCGCUGAUCAUUUAAUUAAGCAGAUCAAGCACGUUUAUGCAAAGCCGGCAGGUUCACUCGACAUCAGCGGCAGCCGCUUUUACCUCGAGGUCAUGGACGGCACACUCUGAAGGCCAACCUAUCCGAGAAGUCCGAACAUCAACUUAUGUAGCCGGCGUCCCGGCGAGGAACCGGCGGGAGGAGCAGCCAGCGGUGGCAUCAGGACGUGCACGGCAUUUGGAACGGAUCGGGAGUUUUGAGCGGAUCGUAAAGAGAUGAAUAUUGAAAAGAUAACGCAUUUAUCUUUAACCACACAAAUCAACUAUAGAAGUUAAUUACCAUUUUAACCUUCCACCUCUCAUACCUGGCCCAUCCUUUUACUACUUUGCUCCUGUACCUUUUAUCUUAGUGCGUUGGAUUAUAGGUGAUCAAGGGUUCUAAUUAAUUCCAAGCACACAAGAAACUCUCUUGUGGAUUACCCUGCGUGAUUCUCUAGGGUACUACGAAUAAUUUGUUUGAGAGUUUUUUUUUCAGAUGGGUUAACCCAAAUUCUGUUGAAUAAAACCGGAAGCAUAAUUGUUUAAGAGUUGA